AAAGAAUUGAAAACAGGAUGCUGCCCAUCACAGAACACCUGCUACACAUCCUCGGGCUGGAGAAGACUGCAUUCCGCCUCUGUGCUGUGUCUGCACUUCUCCUGUCCCUGCUUUUCUUCCUUUUUCGCCUGCUGCUACAGUUCCUGAGGCUCUGCCGGCGCUUCUACAUCACCUGCCACCGGCUGCGCUGCUUCCCCCAGCCACCUCGCCGCAACUGGCUGCUGGGCCACCUGGGCAUGUAUCUCCCAAAUGAGUCAGGUCUCCAAGAUGAGAAGAAGGUGCUGGACAAUAUGCACCAUGUGAUCCUAGUGUGGAUGGGACCUGUCCUGCCACUGUUGGUUCUUGUGCACCCUGACUUCAUCAAGCCCCUGCUGGGUGCCUCAGCUGCCAUUGCCCCCAAGGAUGAUCUUUUCUAUGGCUUCCUGAAACCUUGGCUGGGAGAUGGGUUGCUGCUCAGCAAAGGUGACAAGUGGAGCCGGCACCGUCGCAUGCUGACACCUGCCUUCCACUUCGACAUUCUGAAGCCCUACAUGAAGAUCUUCAACCAGUGCACUGACAUCAUGCAUGCUAAAUGGCGGCGCCUGGCACAGGGUUCGGUGGUUUCCCUUGACAUGUUUGAGCAUGUCAGCCUCAUGACCCUGGACAGUCUUCAGAAGUGUGUCUUCAGCUACAACAGCAACUGCCAGGAGAAGUUGAGUGAUUACAUCUCGGCCAUCAUCGAGCUGAGUGCCCUGGCUGUGCGGCGCCAGUAUCGCCUGCACCACUAUAUCGACUUCAUUUAUUACCGCACCGCUGAUGGACGCCGGUUCCGGGAGGCCUGUGACACGGUGCACCAUUUCACCACCGAGGUCAUCCAGGAGCGACGGAGGGCAUUACGUCAGCAGGGGGCCGAGGCCUGGCUUAAGUCCAAGCAGGGCAAGACCUUGGACUUCAUUGAUGUCCUACUCCUGGCGAGGGAUGAAGAUGGAAAGGAACUGUCAGAUGAGGACAUCCGGGCUGAAGCAGACACCUUCAUGUUUGAGGGUCAUGACACCACAUCCAGUGGGCUCUCUUGGGUGCUAUUCAAUUUGGCCAAGUAUCCAGAGUACCAGGAGAAGUGUCGGGAAGAAAUCCAGGAAGUCAUGAAAGGCCGGGAGCUGGAGGAGUUGGAAUGGGAUGACCUGAUCCAGCUACCCUUCACCACUAUGUGCAUCAAGGAGAGCCUGCGCCAGUUCCCACCUGUGACCCUGGUCUCCCGUCGCUGCACCCAGGACAUCAAGCUGCCAGAUGGGCGCAUCAUCCCCAAAGGAAUCAUCUGCCUGGUCAGCAUCUACGGGACUCACCACAACCCCACAGUGUGGCCUGACUCAAAGGUGUACAACCCCUACCGCUUCGACCCUGACAAACCGCAGCAACGAUCUCCGUUGGCCUUUGUGCCCUUUUCAGCAGGACCCAGGAACUGCAUCGGACAGAGCUUCGCCAUGGCGGAGAUGCGCGUGGCAGUGGCGCUGACGCUACUGCGGUUCCGCCUGACAGUAGACAGAACACGCAAGGUGCGGCGGAAGCCUGAGCUCAUCCUGCGCACGGAGAGUGGCAUCUGGCUCAACGUGGAGCCGCUGCCUCCGCGGGCCUGAGCGCCAUCGUGCACCUGCUGAUCCAGUGGGUCCAGGCUCCGCUUCCGAGGGACCCAACCUUCCCCCCACAAAGAUCCUGGGAAUAGAGACCACGCCCCUCGAAGUCCAGGCUCUGUUCUUGG
This is a messenger RNA of Talpa occidentalis (Iberian mole), 1735 nucleotides long. Its product is annotated as ultra-long-chain fatty acid omega-hydroxylase. Lineage: Eukaryota; Metazoa; Chordata; Mammalia; Eulipotyphla; Talpidae. The coding region runs from base 18 to 1613 and encodes 531 amino acids. The record is from RefSeq and is a predicted model, not a curated record. Gene Ontology annotation, biological process: ceramide biosynthetic process. Gene Ontology annotation, molecular function: oxidoreductase activity, acting on paired donors, with incorporation or reduction of molecular oxygen; monooxygenase activity; heme binding. Gene Ontology annotation, cellular component: endoplasmic reticulum membrane. The transcript is spliced from 15 exons.